AAAUCCUAUCUUAAAAUAGACUGUUGUCUUGAUGAUUGUAAAAGAAGUGUAGUACCAGUUACUGUUGGGAACCUGUGUUGAUCAAUGAAUCAUGUGACAAGCCAGCAGCAUGACCAAGAGUUAAUUAUUUCACAGCAGUGGAAGUUGUGUCAGUUGAAAUUUGAUCGUUCGUUCAGUUUUUUUAACUCAGUAACUGAUACUAAUGAUGUGGAUGUUUAUCCUGUAUCCCUUAGCAACUGCUGUUGUGGGUCUGAUCAGCAUAUAUUUCUUCUUCCCUCAAAUGCUUGUUCAGCUUGGUUUAAGGUUGUACCAGUAUCUGAGUCACAUGGAGAUCAAGUAUAUAGGAGAAGAUGGUUUUAUCUACUGCUAUGCUGAGCGAGGUCGCCCAACUCCUGGCAAAUCAUCGAUUCUUUUCAUCCAUGGAUUCACCGCGUCGAAGGAUCAGUUCAUGCAGUUCUUUAAGAAGUUGUCUCACGACAUUCACCUGGUGGCAGUUGAUCUUCCCGGGCACGGUGCAACCAGCACUCCAAGCGAGAGUGAGGACGUCUCUUUUGACCUGUUCCUCGAGAAGAUACACACGUUUGUAGAACUUGUUGGUUUGGACAAAAGUCCAUUUCACCUGAUUGGGACGUCACUUGGAGGCGCGAUCUCGGGUCUGUAUGCUUCUCGAUAUCCCGAGCAGAUUGAACGACUGACGCUGAUCUGUCCAGCAAUGAAGACGCCGACCGAGUCAGAUUUUUUCAAGCAGGUGGACAAGGCGAUCGAGAAGGGGGACGAGUUCACAGUUCACGAUUGCUCACUACUCCCACAGGACGCAGAGGCAUUGCAGAACAUGUUGGACAUGUGUGUCUACCACAAAACCAAGAUUGACAAACAGCUACUCAAAGGAUUAGUUGAAAUACGAAAGCCACGGAAUGAAUUCUUCUUGAAAAUGUUUAAGAAGCUGUCAUCUGUGGACAACAAGAAGCUGUUGGAAGAGAUUGUGCACAAACUGACGAUGCCCACACAUCUGAUAUGGGGAAAACACGACGAGAUUGUUCACCCAAGCGGUCUGAACCUUCUAGAGGAAAAGCUCACCAACUGUCAGCGUGUGGACCUCAUUGACGAGUGCGGUCACUCUGUGAUCAUAGACCGGCCGGGCGCUACCAUCAAAGCUGUGUUGAUGUUUAGGGGAGAACACGGGUCAUUCAGCAGAACCUCAUCGGGCUAACACCUUGUUUUGGAAUAGAAGAAUGCAACUGAUGAUUCAGCAAUAUCUAUGUUUCAGAAUAACAAUUCACAGUUUUAACACAUUCACCACCUGAAUUCAGGACAGCAGUUCAAACUGCUUUGUUGUCAAGGUGUUCAAUUGUUCGGUGAUGGUGCAGUGUUUGUUGUGGAAUCCGUCCACUGACUAACCUGUCUAGAUUUUACAGUCGAUAUAAUUAGAAAAUUGGGUGUUUUUUAAUGACUCAACAGUACACAUUGUUAGAGGCAUCCAUAGAGUAUGUAGCCUGGCAGUGACCUACUUUCUCUUGAACCAUGUCCAAUGUUUCACCAGCUUUUAAAAUAUUUUCAUCUAGCUUGUACCUUGGUACAUUUAGUCCAACACUACUCAGUUUUGCAAUCCAGUCAUGAAUGUUUUAUCUGCAAAACCCCUAGAGUUCUUUCACAACUGCUAUGACAUCAUCGCUACCAAAUUAUCUGCUCCUAAUUCCACUUUGACUUUAAAAAAUAAGUAAGAGUGUGGAGAUGCUAAAUUAAAUAAAAGUGAGUACAGUGGGAUGAAAACAAGUGGAGGAUGCUCUCUGCAGUUACUGCACAUCUACUUUUCACAGCAUGUUGAACCCGACUUAUAAAUCAUUCUGACUCUUGUAGGAGGAAAACAAGUGGAGGAUGCUCUCUGCAGUUACUGCACAUCUACUUUUCACAGCAUGUCGAACCCAACGUAUAAAUCAUUCUGACUCUUGUAGGAGGAAAACAUGUGGAGGAUGCUCUCUGCAGUUACUGCACAUCUACUUUUCACAGCAUGUCGAACCCGACGUAUAAAUCAUUCUGACUCUUGUAGGAGGAAAACAAGUGGAGGAUGCUCUCUGCAGUUACUGCACAUCUACUUUUCACAGCAUGUCGAACCCGACGUAUAAAUCAUUCUGACUCUUGUAGGAGGAAAACAAGUGGAGGAUGCUCUCUGCAGUUACUGCACAUCUACUUUUCACAGCAUGUCGAACCCGACGUAUAAAUCAUUCUGACUCUUGUAGGAGGAAAACAAGUGGAGGAUGCUCUCUGCAGUUACUGCACAUCUACUUUUCAAGGCAUGUCGAACCCGACGUAUAAAUCAUUCUGACUCUUGUAGGAGGAAAACAAGUGGAGGAUGCUCUCUGCAGUUACUGCACAUCUACUUUUCACAGCAUGUUGAACCCGACUUAUAAAUCAUUCCGACUCUUGUAGGAGGAAAACAAGUGGAGGAUGCUCUCUGCAGUUACUGCACAUCUACUUUUCACAGCAUGUCGAACCCGACUUAUAAAUCAUUCUGACUCUUGUAGGAGGAAAACAAGUGGAGGAUGCUCUCUGCAGUUACUGCACAUCUACUUUUCACAGCAUGUCGAACCCGACGUAUAAAUCAUUCUGACUUGUAGGAGGAAAACAUGUGGAAGAUGCUCUCUGCAGUUACUGCACAUCUACUUUUCACAGCAUGUUGAACCCGACUUAUAAAUCAUUCCGACUCUUGUAAGAGGAAAACAAGUGGAGGAUGCUCUCUGCAGUUACUGCACAUCUACUUUUCACAGCAUGUCGAACCCGACUUAUAAAUCAUUCUGACUCUUGUAGGAGGAAAACAAGUGGAGGAUGCUCUCUGCAGUUACUGCACAUCUACUUUUCACAGCAUGUCGAACCCGACUUAUAAAUCAUUCUGACUCUUGUAGGAGGAAAACAAGUGGAGGAUGCUCUCUGCAGUUACUGCACAUCUACUUUUCACAGCAUGUCGAACCCGACGUAUAAAUCAUUCUGACUUGUAGGAGGAAAACAUGUGGAAGAUGCUCUCUGCAGUUACUGCACAUCUACUUUUCACAGCAUGUUGAACCCGACUUAUAAAUCAUUCCGACUCUUGUAGGAGGAAAACAAGUGGAGGAUGCUCUCUGCAGUUACUGCACAUCUACUUUUCACAGCAUGUCGAACCCGACUUAUAAAUCAUUCCGACUCUUGUAGGAGGAAAACAAGUGGAGGAUGCUCUCUGCAGUUACUGCACAUCUACUUUUCACAGCAUGUUGAACCCGACGUAUAAAUCAUUUUGACUCUUGUUGAAAUUGCAUAUCAAGGCAAAAAAGAUAAAAUAUCAAUUCUUGGGCUCUUGAUCCACUGUUAAGAUUUUAAUGACUGAUAACAAUUGCUUGUUUAAACUCUGCAACCUUUUUUAUUUUUUAUGGAGCAUAAUAUUAACAAUUUUUGACUCUUAAAUCUUUUUAUCUUCAUGGAUUUGGUUUGAAAUAAUAUUUUUUCCGAUGAAGAUAUUUAAUCAGCACUCACAGCCUGGUAACAUUCAGAAUUGAAAAGACAAAGUGAUUGGGUUCAAUCCUUCAAAAUAACUUUUAAAAUGAAAAGCCAUAUAGAAGGUGUGACAUUGGCAGUUGUGCAUUGAAUAAUAGUACACUACAUUAACCACAUGGUUAGUCUAGUUAUUUUAUUAAGCAAGAUAUUUUAAGACUGUGGACUUUUGAAUUUCUUUAUAUAUUUUGAUCUCACUUUACAUAUUAGCUGUUGUUAAAUGACUUCGUUUUGGUGAUAAAUCAAAUGUGUUAUUUUGUUCAGUUUUAAAUAAAUAUUUGUUGUUUAUUUGUACUCCAUUAUGAAUAUUAUUAUUAUUAUUUAUUUGUACUAACUUAUAAAUAAAUUUAUUUA
This is a messenger RNA of Gigantopelta aegis, 3873 nucleotides long. Its product is annotated as monoacylglycerol lipase ABHD6-like. The record is from RefSeq and is a predicted model, not a curated record. Bases 203 to 1210 code for a protein of 335 amino acids. Gene Ontology annotation, molecular function: catalytic activity. NCBI's taxonomy places the organism in Eukaryota, Metazoa, Mollusca, Gastropoda, Neomphalida, Peltospiridae. The transcript has 9 exons.